Messenger RNA from Serpula lacrymans var. lacrymans S7.9, 1566 nucleotides. RefSeq lists its product as uncharacterized. The record is from RefSeq and is a predicted model, not a curated record. The transcript has 5 exons. Lineage: Eukaryota; Fungi; Basidiomycota; Agaricomycetes; Boletales; Serpulaceae. The coding region runs from base 1 to 1566 and encodes 521 amino acids.
AUGCCUGCUCUACGGACGCCUAUUCUCAGCAAAAAGCUUGGUUCUGAAAUUAUACGCACUUUGAAGAUUCGCUCUGUCUUUGUCAACAGCUUAUAUUUUCCCGCAUCUUCGAAGAAGCAUCGUUUUCUGGAUGUUGCUGUUCUAUCGCCAGUUCCAACUCACGCCGACGCUCGACCCUUUCCCGUCGUUGAGCAGGUUCUUGGAACCAGGUUUCCAAUCCAUGACGCUUUUGUUGAGGUCACCGACCCACAUGGUGUCGCUCAAGAAUACCUGGUGUGCUUUCAGUAUCACGAACAUGCUCCCAUCAACAAAGCAUUACUUGAACUUUGUCCCCAAAUAUUUUGGAAAGGAGAUAUCCUUGUCUUGAAACGAGGCACCAGGAAAUGGGUUCGAAGUUUCCGUGGUACCGAAGAGAAGUAUUUAGCCAAGUGUGCGGUCGUCCGGUAUUUCUUCGGUGUACCCAUGAAAGAAACACGACCCUCUAUUCAAUAUCGCCUCCGAUUUCGCAAGUUUCCCGAAACUCCAUACCGUGCCAUACUGCGUAGUCUGGAGGAUGACAUUCCCAUUCUACGUCAGCGUUUUCCACUGCAAAAAGUCAUGAAAAGGCGAGGUAGUGCGGGGUUCUUUUCAGAAUUACCAUUGGAUUCCACCCCUAUAUUACGAGAGAGAUUUCCGCUGUUCUCAACGACCACAGAAGUUCAGCAUAAAGUGGAUACGCUUGCACCAUCGAGCUUCUCAGCACCUUUGGAUCUUAUCUCCGACGAUUUACCUGGGCCCAUUCCAGAUUAUUCUCAUCUGGCCUCUGCGACAGCCCCACUAUUUCCCCCCUCUGAUGACUCAUCAAGCAGCAGUUGUACAUCUGUAGUCACCCCAUCUACGCGCCCCUUUUCUCAUGAUGAGACUUCGAGGUCUCUGUCAACUAGCUCAUCCCCGUGCCCUCAAAUAUUCUCGUACCCAUUGGCAUCAAUGACAGCUAUGUACACAUUCCCGCCCCCACCUCACUCUAGUGACCAAAUCAUUCCUUCAACAAAGCCAUCCGAGGUGCCCUUGCCUAGUGAAUCAUUGACAGCCCUCGCCAAAAUUAGUGCACAGACAUCAGAUCUCAGCGUGCAUUCUUCUACUGCCAAUGGACUCACGCCUGAACAACCGUGUCAGGAUUUUUCAUCUGAAGAGCAUUUGUCUAAUGCGAAGGACACUUGCAUUGACAUUGUCCGAACAUCUCACAAAAUCAGGAACCUAGAGAAACAUAUCACAGUCUUCGAAUCCAAAGGCAACUGUGCCUUCUCAGUCCCACCACCUGUCGUCUCCUCUCAAACUGGCGAUAUAUUUAUCCAUAGAUAUGGGAUUAGUGAGAAAAUGCAAAUCUGGGUUCGGGACUCGAGGUCGAAUUGGGGCGAUGCUAGCCUUGGUGAUACGCACCCGUUUUUAUUUGACUAUCGCCUCAAUAUGUCUUCCCAAGGUAAGCUCAGUUGGGUCACCAAGAAAACGGUAUCAACGUAUCGAGGGCGCGACAGGAAGCGUUCCAGCGGUAAGCUACAAUCCAAUCGUCCCCGAAGCACCAUCUAA